AUGCGCGGGACCACUAGCUCCUCGCUGACCCCCUUCCUCCUCCCAAACCACGGAACGGUUUGGGCGCGUCUCCGCGGCGGGUACCUGAGGCGCAAGCUUCCGCGCAGCCAGAGCCCUAGUCAGGCCGCUUCGGAGGACGAGCAUGGCGGGGCUUCGAGCGCUGGGAAGGCCAGCCAGCCGAUCGUCCUACCAGCUGUGUUUGUCUGCAUUGCCCUGGUGUUCAGCUUGAUCGUGCCCCUCUUUGGCAAGUACCCCAGCCUGGAACUUCAGCCCUGGAUGUACAACGAACAGUACACGUUUGUCAGAGACAUGCCCUGCUCAGUGGGGGAGGAGGAGUGGACCACCGCCCCCGUUCCCCAGACCAUCACGGACCUGUUCCAAAAUGGGAACUGGACGAUGGAGAACCCCUCACCCACCUGCCAGUGUAGCAGUGACAAAAUCAAGAAGAUGCUGCCCGUGUGUCCCCUGGGGGCAGGGGGGCUGCCUCCUCCACAAGCUUUGAAGGAGCAAGUAGUACUUGAGAAGAAAAGGAAUCCGUGAAGUCCAUUCAUACCUCCUAGAAAAUGAGUUGCCUUAUAUGGC
Zalophus californianus (California sea lion) is the source of this 582-nucleotide messenger RNA. RefSeq names its product phospholipid-transporting ATPase ABCA1-like. Bases 1 to 540 code for a protein of 179 amino acids. The transcript is spliced from 4 exons. Lineage: Eukaryota; Metazoa; Chordata; Mammalia; Carnivora; Otariidae. The record is from RefSeq and is a predicted model, not a curated record.